Molecule: messenger RNA, 1050 nt
Organism: Lathyrus oleraceus (garden pea)
Lineage: Eukaryota; Viridiplantae; Streptophyta; Magnoliopsida; Fabales; Fabaceae
Product: flavonoid 3',5'-methyltransferase
Exons: 5
Coding region: 80-769 (229 amino acids)
Molecular function (GO): O-methyltransferase activity; S-adenosylmethionine-dependent methyltransferase activity
Source: RefSeq, a predicted model, not a curated record
AACAAUUUAAUCAUCAUAGAUAAAGACACGAGUCUCAGUUUAUCAACCGAUCGAUUGCAGCUUCCUCUGACCUUCAACCAUGGCCAAGAACAUCCUCAAAACUCCAGCACUUCUGCAGUACAUCCUUGAAACAAGUUCAUAUCCAAAAGAGCACGAACAAUUGAAGCAACUUAGAGAGACAACAAUUAUGAAAUACGGCAAAAUGAGUGUGAUGAAUGUGCCUUUGGAUGAAGCACAAUUCAUAUCUAUGCUUCUGAAAAUCAUGAAUGCUAACAAAACAUUGGAAAUUGGAGUCUUCACUGGUUAUUCUCUUCUUACUACAGCGCUUGCUCUUCCUCCUCACGGCAAGGUUAUUGGAAUUGAUAUGGAUCGGGAAUCGUAUGAGACGGGAUUGCCCUUCAUUCAGAAGGCAGAAGUUGAGCACAAAAUUGAUUUUAUCCAAAGUGAUGCAUUAUCAGGCCUCAACGCCCUUAUUGACGGCAAACACGAAGAGUCGUUUGAUUAUGCGUUUGUGGAUGCCGACAAGGAAAACUUCACAAAGUAUCAUGAGGUGUUGUUGAAAUUGGUGAGGAAGGGUGGAAUAAUUGCGUAUGACAAUACAUUAUGGUCCGGUUCCGUGGCGAUGUCUGAGGAUGAUGAAAUGGAAGAUAUCACAAAGCGAAAAAGAAAAAUUGCAAUUGAAUUCAACAACUAUAUUGCAAAUGAUACUCGCGUUGAGUCAACGAUUCUUUCUAUCGGGGACGGUGUAACUCUCUGCCGAGUUCUGUAAUAUCCAUCGAAGGAAGAAAGAAAUAAAAGCAGCGAUGUUGAUGAUUCGCGAAAGAUGUAUCUUAUUAAAACUAUGUGAUCAUGAUCAUAUACAUAGUUAUUUUCAAAUGUUCGAUUUUUGGAUUUCGCCUAAAGAAUUGUUAUUGACAUUUGCUGAUACAUCAGGAGCAAUAUUUGCGAUCUUCUUGUCAUGCUCCUUCUGUAUGCAAGAUAAAGCCGAGUUGUUGACAAUGUGAAAUGAAUCACAUUUUACAGUGUCUAUUGCAGAAGCUAUUUCGUUCA